GCUCACUCCCAUUCCCACCAUUCAGGUUCAUGUACAAUCAAUGUUGUGUUGCGCCAACUGCAGAGUCCAAGAGUAUGUAACACAUGCUGUGCAGAGUAGCAAUGACAUCGGCAACCAGAGCACCAGGGCUCUCCCUCGUGGGAGGAGCGAGCCUCGUCUUCAAACUGCUGUUUUACGCACCACCAAAAAUCCUCUUCAUCCUCCUCCGCUGCUACACUCUCGCCACACUACGCGGUAUCUCCCUCAAGCACUGGGAAACAUGCGCCUACUUCCGAUUUGCCCUACUGCAUCUCAGCCCGAGCCAGAUCCAGUUCCUGGCCCCGUCCACUCGCAAGACCUACACCUCCUGGCUUACCAGCCGGCAGUCCCGCGCCGCCAGGCUCACUCGUAAGGACCCCAACGACAAGGAAGCCAGCUUCCUCGCCUCCCGCCUCAAGAUCGACACCGAGGCCCUCCCCGACGGCGAGUCCUCCCUCCUCUGGAUCGGCGACCGCCACAAGGCGACCAAGUUCGUCUACUUCUUCCACGGCGGCGGCUACGUCGCGCCCGGCCGCACCGGCCAUAUGGAGUGGUGCACCCACGCGUACCUGCUCGCCUCGCCCGCGGCCGGUGGGCGCGGCGCAGGAACUGCCGGAAGCGAGGAGGUUGCCGUGGCCAUGCUGCAGUACACGCUCGCUCCGGGCGCCAAGUACCCGACCCAGCUGCGGCAGGCGGCUGACGGGUUGGCGCAUCUCUUCGCCUCGGGCCGGGUAAGGCCGGGAAAUUUGGUCAUUGGUGGGGACUCGGCUGGGGGAAACCUCACCGCGCAGCUGCUGAGCCAUUUGCUAAAGCCUCAUCCGGCGGCGCGGGAGGUGGUGCUGCAGGAGCCGCUGGCUGGUGCGUUUUUGGUGUCGCCGUGGCUGAGUACCUCGAUUGAGUGGGCGAGUAUGAAGAGGAAUAGCAGCAUUGACAUGAUCUCGACCAAGGCCAUGCGUGCAAUCAAGGUGGACGUUUUGGAGGGGGUUGACGCGUAUGUGGUUGAGGCCAGGGAGAAGAAGGGGUGGGUUACGCCGAUGAAUCUUGAGGAUGUCGAGGGGUGGUUCAAGGGGUUGGACCGUGUGACCAGGCAGGUUUAUGUCACGGCUGGCGAGCAGGAGAUUAUGCUCGAUCAGGGGGUUGCCUUUGCGGAUGCGGUGCGACGGGGGAAUCCUGGGGUUGAAGUGAGGUUGGACGUCACAAAGGAGGAGGCACACGAUUGGAUCUUGAUCGAAGGCGAGAAGGCACUCGAUGGCGAUGCCACACAGCGGAUGAGGGCUUGGUUUAGGAAUGUGGUUUGGCCAUAAAUAAUGGGUAACUCCAUGUCCGUGGACAAACCUCCUCCUACUACCCCGUGUAUAGAAGCCCCUGCAGAAAGGAUGGCACCCGCGAAGAUGAUCAUUAGUUGCGUCUUAAGUUUCUCGUUAGUGGUUCAUUGACAUAGUUAUCAAUUUACACACUGUACGGAC
Chaetomium fimeti is the source of this 1484-nucleotide messenger RNA. RefSeq names its product Alpha/Beta hydrolase protein. Gene Ontology annotation, molecular function: lipase activity. The record is from RefSeq and is a predicted model, not a curated record. The transcript is spliced from 3 exons. Lineage: Eukaryota; Fungi; Ascomycota; Sordariomycetes; Sordariales; Chaetomiaceae. The coding region runs from base 84 to 1322 and encodes 412 amino acids.